AUGUUAAUGAAACAUUUACCUGGUUAUGGUUAUACUAUGAUGUUAUCAGGAAAAGAUCAAGGUAAAGAAAAAUAUCUUUAUCUUUAUAGAAAGGAUAAAUGGACAUUAAGAAGAGAAUAUAUUUUCGAUGUAGAUAUCACCAGACCCCCAUAUGUUGUUACGUUUGAAAGAAAAGGACGACAAUUACGUGGUGGUAAAAUAGUGAUAUUAGAUAGUAUCACAUUAAUUGGAUACCAUACAAAACCAUCUAAUGCUUAUAAUGAAACGAUAAGAUUACUAGAACAAGUUUAUCCCAAGGUACUUAAUGAUUCUGGUAAAAAUCCAGUAAUCAUCCUAGAUGAUCUUAAUGCAAGUUUUACAACUAGAUGGGUGCCAGGUUUUAUUAAUAAAUUAUCAGAGUUGAGGUUAAUAUGUGGUAUAGGUGAUAAACAAGAUACCACUGUCAUACCCAGCGGUGUAAAAAAUAGAUUUAAAUCAUAUGAUCGAAUAAUAUAUCAAGAAUCUAAUAGUCAUAAAAUUAAAGAUUGUAAAGUAUACAAGUUUAAUGAUUAA
Molecule: messenger RNA, 552 nt
Organism: Dentiscutata heterogama
Lineage: Eukaryota; Fungi; Glomeromycota; Glomeromycetes; Diversisporales; Gigasporaceae
Source: the annotation of a GenBank genome assembly